Salvia splendens (bonfire salvia) is the source of this 1017-nucleotide messenger RNA. RefSeq lists its product as uncharacterized. Lineage: Eukaryota; Viridiplantae; Streptophyta; Magnoliopsida; Lamiales; Lamiaceae. The record is from RefSeq and is a predicted model, not a curated record. The transcript is spliced from 8 exons. The coding region runs from base 114 to 803 and encodes 229 amino acids.
AGUCGAUAAUUUUGCAACACCUGUCCUCCUCUAAAUUUUCUGUAAAUUCAUGCUCAACCGAACACUACAAUCAUAAUUCAUAUGCAUACACAAAAUUGAACUACACUACGCCUAUGGCUGCAGCUAAAUACUAUUCCUCUCGCUCUCUAAUUCAUAAUCAUACGCGAAUUUUUCAAGAGCUCUCCACCUCCACCGCCAGAUUGAGCUCGAAGAAAGCAGGUUUUCCAGUCUCGGGUGUAAAGAGAGCUAACCUCACUGCCAGAAAGAAGGAGAGGAUCAAGCUCCCUAAUUAUGGCGGAGGAAAUGGGAUCAGUGAAUUUUUCAGUCAUCCAUCUGGGAUUGAAGCGAUACUCAAUUCUAGGGCUCUGCAGAGUUAUCACCCCCUUGAUUCCAAUUUGUACAGGUGUGUUCUGCCGCAGAUUCAACUUCUCAGUUUUAGAGUUGCGCCAGUUUUGGAGUUACAAGUAACUCCAUCUAGUGAAGAUUGCGUUGUAGAGAUGUUGUCUUGCAAGUUUGAGAGUUCUGAAGCAGUGGAACGCCAGAAUGAACGUUUUUCAGCUUCUAUGAGAAAUCAUAUUACAUGGGUAACUAUUGAUGGUGAACAUGUCUUGGAUGUUGAUGUGGAAUUAAAUAUCCUCCUCGAGAUCAACACACAGCCAUUUGCAAUGCUGCCUAUAUCAGCUGUUGAGCAACCAGGAAAUAUGGUGAUGCAGGCCGUGGUAGACCGUAUGGUACCAUUGCUUGCACAACAAUUGCUGCAAGAUUAUAAGGAAUGGAUUCAUCAACAAAGCAAAAAGCCUUGAGUGAAUUAAUCCUGCAAGGUGGAAACUAUCAUAUUUGGUCGUUGCAAUCAGAGCAAAAGUUUCAUCAAACAAAAUACUCCUAGUUACUAUCAUGCAUAAAAGAAUACCAAAUGUAGGUGUGCUAACUUCAAAAAAUGUAUGGUGAUGAUUGUUGGCAUGACUUGUGAUGAAUAGAAAUUGGUGAGUAUGUUUAUUAGCCCAACCGGUUAAACCA